Molecule: messenger RNA, 1846 nt
Organism: Engraulis encrasicolus (European anchovy)
Lineage: Eukaryota; Metazoa; Chordata; Actinopteri; Clupeiformes; Engraulidae
Product: ATP-sensitive inward rectifier potassium channel 12-like
Exons: 3
Coding region: 152-1846 (564 amino acids)
Biological process (GO): regulation of monoatomic ion transmembrane transport; potassium ion import across plasma membrane
Cellular component (GO): plasma membrane
Molecular function (GO): inward rectifier potassium channel activity
Source: RefSeq, a predicted model, not a curated record
CACGCGCAUUCCUUUGGACUAAACCAACAAGUUUAUUUUCCUGAUUAAAAGAAGAGUCUCAGCAGGCGUAGUUAGAGAGGACCUCCCCUGUGGUGCACAGAGAGCACCAUGUGGACGCCCAACACAUAGGAGGCUGCUGACAGUGACCACAAUGGGAACACAGCGAAGGUACAGUCUCGUGUUGCCAGGUGAGGGAGGGAUAAAGAUGUCGACUCUGGGUCUUCACAACGGCCUGGGCACCCCGAGCCGAAACCUGCUCUCGCCUGGGGGGUCUGACAUCUUUGGAGACAGAGGAGGCGGUGAGAGCAGACAGGGUAGGGCAUCCAGCCCUUAUAACGGCAAGAUCAUGACCGGCGGGUCCAACCAACUGAGGAACCGCUUCGUGAAGAAGAACGGCCAGUGCAACGUGAUGUACGCAAACAUGGAGGACGCGCCCAGGCGCUACCUGGCCGACAUCUUCACCACCUGCGUAGACAUCCGCUGGAGAUACCUGAUGUCCAUCUUCUGCGCCACCUUCCUCAUAUCGUGGUUCCUUUUCGGAAUAAUCUUCUACCUGGUGUCAUGGUCCCAUGGAGACUUUGACGAGGACCAUCACCAAGGGAUGGGCGUGGGCUUUGGUCCAGCGGUGGGGCCUGGUCAUGGUGCUGGGGCUGGGGCUGGCCACCCAGGGGCGAUGGGGCGCGGGACAGGGGCGUGGAAGCCAUGCCUUCUCCACGUGGAGGGCUUUGUCGGCGCCCUCCUCUUCUCCAUGGAAACGCAGACGACGAUCGGGUAUGGCUGGCGCUGUGUGACGGAGGAGUGCCCGGUGUCCAUCGUUACCGUGGUGAUCCAGUCCAUCGUGGGCUGCAUCAUUGACUCCUUCAUGAUCGGCACCAUCAUGGCCAAGAUGGCGCGGCCCAAGAAGCGAAACCAGACGCUCAUGUUCUCCAACAAUGCCGUCGUCGCCCAGCGCGACGGCAAGCUGUGCCUGAUGUGGCGCGUGGGCAACCUGCGGCGAAGCCAACUCGUGGAGGCGCACGUGCGCGCCCAGCUCAUCCGACCGUACAUCACCGCCGAGGGCGAGUACAUCCCUCUGGAGCAGACGGACCUCAACGUGGGCUACGACACGGGCAUCGACCGCCUCUUCCUAGUCUCGCCCCUGGUGAUCAUCCACGAGAUCGACGAGGACAGCCCGCUGUACGGCAUGAGCCGCGCCGACGUGGAGUCGGAUGACUUCGAGAUCGUGGUGAUCCUGGAGGGCAUGGUGGAGGCCACGGCCAUGACCACGCAGUGCCGCAGCUCCUACAAGUCCCGCGAGAUCCGCUGGGGCCACCGCUUCGAGCCCGUCAUCUUCGAGGACGGGGACAGCUACCGCGUGGACUACGGCCGCUUCCACAACACCUACGAGAUACCAUCCACGCCGCACUGCAGCGCCAAGGAGCUCUGCGAGAAGGCGGAGAAGCGCUCAGGUUCCGGUUCCGGUUCCGGGGCCUCGUCGAGUUCCACUUCCCCCGUGCCUCACGUGACCCACGUGCCCCACGUGCCCCAAUCGGCUCCCCCGAACCUGCUGCUGCCACACUGCCCCAGCGUGUUCUGCUACGAGAACGAGGUGGCGCUCGGAGCUGAGGACGAGGACGAGGAGGUCAAUCAGCUGAUGAGAGACACGGUCGCUGCGGACUCCGGGCCCCGGACUCCCGACAGGACUUCCUUACACGCCUCCACGGAGUUCCGCCCCAGGAUGUUCCACGAGUCCCUCACCAAGACGCCCAGCAGCAACACGCUGUGUGUCUUAGACAUGGACAACCAGAUGGAGUUUGAGGCCAUUCCUCUUGACCCUGUGACAUACAAAAAUGAACCGGAAAUGUAA